UGCCAUUGAUUCUAGCUCAAGCUUUGCUAACUAUCUGAAAUCUCAAUUUAUAAUAUGGUGAGCUGGACUUAUGAGAGGUGCAGUAACUAUUGCCUUGUCUUAUAACCAGUUUGCAAAUUCUGACAAGACGUUAACGGAAGAUAGUGCACUAAUGAUCACCUCAACUAUAAUUGUUGUUUUGUUUAGUACCGUGGUGUUUGGUUCCAUAACAAAGCCGCUUAUUGAAGCAGUGCUGUUAAGGAAUGCAAAACCAGCACAUUCAGAUGCAACUAACAUUCCUAGUCUAGAUGACUUACAAAUAUACUUCCUUAAAAAUGGUGAUCCAAGUGAUCAAGGCGGUAGUGAUGAACCUGCCCGUCGGAAGGGUAGCUUAAGCUUGCUAAUAAGUAACUCCACUUCAACUGUUCACUAUUUUUGGAGAAAGUUUGAUGACAAGUUCAUAAGACCAGUAUUUGGUGGACGGGGUUUUGUCCCAUUUGUUCCUAGUUCUCCAACUAGUGCAGAAGAUCCUCAAACUUCUUAA
Messenger RNA from Quercus robur (English oak), 523 nucleotides. RefSeq names its product sodium/hydrogen exchanger 1-like. Gene Ontology annotation, cellular component: membrane. Gene Ontology annotation, molecular function: sodium:proton antiporter activity. The coding region runs from base 71 to 523 and encodes 150 amino acids. Gene Ontology annotation, biological process: proton transmembrane transport. The record is from RefSeq and is a predicted model, not a curated record. The transcript is spliced from 3 exons. NCBI's taxonomy places the organism in Eukaryota, Viridiplantae, Streptophyta, Magnoliopsida, Fagales, Fagaceae.